Molecule: messenger RNA, 3384 nt
Organism: Myiozetetes cayanensis
Lineage: Eukaryota; Metazoa; Chordata; Aves; Passeriformes; Tyrannidae
Product: zinc finger protein 239-like
Exons: 4
Coding region: 670-1296 (208 amino acids)
Biological process (GO): regulation of transcription by RNA polymerase II
Molecular function (GO): RNA polymerase II cis-regulatory region sequence-specific DNA binding; DNA-binding transcription factor activity, RNA polymerase II-specific
Source: RefSeq, a predicted model, not a curated record
UGAAGACACCAGGAGGUUCUUGGGGACACCGUGAGGGUCUCAGGACUCACCUGCUUGUGGUGCUGCCCCUUCUGUCCCCCCCCAGGCCCCAAUAAGGACUCCCAAAUGUCCCCUAACCCCCAUUUUCCCUUUAAUCUCUUCCCCCCCCCUCAGUUCCCUUUUAACCCCCAAUGCUCCCAAGACCCCUUUUAACUCCCCCAAAUGCACCCAGAGCCCCCCAAACCUCCCCAAAUCCCAAUCAAACCCCUCGCAAAGAAGGAUCACCUGACACCCUGGGACAGGAAGACAGUGGGCUGUGCUGGGGGCACUGGGCUGUACUGGGAGAUCCCUCAUCCCCAAAACCCCUCCCCUGGGCAUCCGUGCCCCAGUCUGGGAACCACGGCGGGGUUGGAUCAAGGGGUGCACUUGAUGAUCUGGGAGGUCUUUUCCAAGCUGGCUGAUUCUGGGAUUCUCUGGGUGCCAUUGCCAGGGCAGCACAUGCUGGAGGCUCUGUCCACAGGGGAUAGAUGUGUCUGUGCAGACAGAGAGACAAGGUUCCUGUGCUGGAGAGCAGGCCCUGAGGUGGCCCUGAGAAGAAGUGGAAGGCAGAGGUGGUGCUGAGGCAGGAGAGCCCCGUGCUGGGGAAGAGGCUGAUCUGGGAGUGCCCAGCAGCGAGAAGGUGCUGUGUCCAUGCCCUGUGUGCCAGUUGUUGAGCAGCCUCCCAGCAAGGAAAUGCCCUUCAGGUGCUUGGAAUGUGGGAAGGGCUUCAACUGGAGCUCCAGCGUGAUCCGACACCAACAGAUCCACACUGGGGCACGGCCCUACACGUGUAGGCAAUGUGGGAAGAGGUUUCAGACCAGAUCACAUCUCCUCGAGCACGAGCAGACACACACAGGGGAGAGGCCCUUCCGCUGCACCGACUGCGGGAAGGGCUUCACCCGGAACUCCACCCUCAUCACCCACCGGCGCAUCCACACCAGGGAGAGGCCCUACAAGUGUGAGGAAUGUGGCAAGAGCUUCAGGGACAGCUCCAACCUCCGCAUCCACCAGCUCAUCCACACUGGGGAACGGCCCUACAAGUGCUUGCAAUGUGGGAAGAAGUUUCAGACCAGCACAACUCUCCUCAGGCAUGAGCAGACACACACAGGGGAGAGGCCCUUCCGCUGCACCGACUGUGGGAAGGGCUUCAAACGCAACUCCCACCUCGUUGGCCACCGGCGCAUCCACACCGGGGAGAGGCCCUACAAGUGUGGGGAGUGUGGGAAGAGCUUCAGGGACAGCUCCAACUUGACCAAACAUCAACGGACCCACCGGUAAGGGAAGGCCCUAGGAGUGCCCCAAUUGCGGGAAGAGCUUUGGCCACUACUCCCACCCCAAAUGCCCCCCCUGAUGGUGAGGCAACCCCUGGAGUCCAGUGACUGUCAGUCCAUCCCUUUCUACCAGAAAGGACCAGUGCCCUUUCCCAGGGGCAGGUUCUGCCAUCAGAACCCUUCUUGGGGAGUGUGUGGAGAUUCCUGCCUUGACUGGGACCCCCCAAGGUCACUGCUGGAGGUUGACAGCAGAGAUCUCCCCAGGAGUGUUGGUCUGGGGGAGUUCCAUCCAUCUCUAACUCAUAAUUCUUGCUUUGGUUCCAGCUUGAGUAGAAUUGCUUCAACAAUUGCUUUAGUGUAGAGCACUGUCCUAUCUUAUGCUGUCCUACUGGUAGUAUUAGUGUUUCUAUUGUGCAGUAAAUAAUUCUGAUGAAGAUCUUUUGUCUGAUCAUUUGUAACCCUAAAUAAUUCAUUUCUAUCAAUAGAUGUGAUUUGCCAUCCUUAAAACCUGGGGGACAAAAGUGGUUCAGUCCCACCUCUGUAAUUCCUCUAAACUGAACCUGUUGGCAAAACCCAUGGCUGAGAUUGGAUCCAGCAGCCCCCAGCACCCCACAGUCAGUUGGGAGCUCAGAGGGGCCACCCCCCUUUUGUGAAUCCUCCUGUUCCCAAAGACCCCCAUGGGACUGUCAGACCUGCCAGACCACCCCCACUUUUCCACCCUUCUCCGUGUUCCUCCCACUUUUUCAUGGUCCCCUGUUAUAAUCUGCUUAAAUAUUGCAGAAAGAACUUUAGAUUUGAAUAUUCCCUUGAGCAAAACUAAAACUCACACAAGUUAUCUGUUGAUACCAAAACCUGAUUUUUAUUAAUUGCCAAGAGGUGCAAAAAGAAAAGAAAAGGUUGGCAACUGCUAAGAAUAUUUCUAGAAGCAGAGAAUACCACUGAAAAAUACCUUUUCCCACUGAGCUGGUCUGUGUGUGGGGGAAGAGAAGCAGUUUCUGCCUUUUUUUCUCUGUCUCUGCAGCUUUUGGAUGUUAUCUCUGUAGCUGCAGGGGAUCUGACAGCUUUAGUUCUCUGCAAUGCACCAUGUGUGGUUUCACCGCUCACGCCCCUGUCCCAGGCCGUGCAGGGUCUCAGCUCAGCCGAAGCUUUGGGCCCUCAGAAAUAUGGUCAGGGUAGAAGGAUAAGGUAGAACUCCCAUAUGUGGCACGGUGGUCUCAGCUCUCUCCAGGCCGGCACAGUUCCAGUCUCCGGUGGCGGGCAGGCAGCACACGGUGGCGGAGAAAAGGUGAGGGGAGGUGGGCAGAGAUUCUCGGCUACAGUCUCCAGUUCUUCUCCCUGAUUUUCCAAAAUUUGUCCUCAACUUUUAUAGUGUUCAAAGGAGAUUGAACAUGGUUUCUUGGCAUGUAGCCAGUUGAGAUAUUGGAAUAGAUAUGAUAAUCAUAAACAAUGGCAGGAUCUUUUGGUAGAAAAAGUGUCGUGGAAAGUCCUGGUGGGAACUUCUGGCAGAGAAUGUUUGAUAGGAAGUUUUUGACAGGCAGAAACAAUUUUUGGCAUUUCUAUAUUAUCUGUGUGUUACAGAUGGUUGCCAUGGUAAGCAAUGUAACUGGGAAUGCAUAAUGGUUACCAUGGUAACUGACCCUAGUGAUGGGAAUGCAUAAUGGUUACCAUGGUAACUGACCCUAGUGAUGGGAAUGUGUAAUGGUUGCCAUGGUAACUGACCAUAGCAAUGGGAUAAUGUGAUGGUUGCCAUGGUAAACGACUUCACAAUCAGGAUGCAUUAACCGACCCCAGCAAUGUCAAUGCUCAAUGGUUGCCAUAGUAUCCCACGUAACAAUGUGAAUGCCUGUCUGUGUAGGUGAGCACAGUUUAUUGAUAGGAAGCAACCGAGAAAGCAAACAUUUUAUAUCCUUUUUUUUUGUAUCCCUUUAAUUCCUUUUUUACUAACUAAUGCUGUACUAAAAGCUGUUCUUAGUAUUGUGUGAAUGCCAACUGAUAAAGUAGGGGUUUUGUAUUUUUCAACUUUUGAUCCUCUUUGCUGGAAUUUUUUUUUUAAUUUUAUUCUCACAACAAUAAAAGAUUUUUUUUAGUGUUUGAA